AGCCGUUGUUUCUUAUUAUCAACAAGAAGCCAAUCAACAACAACAACAUGGCUGAUCCCGUUGCUGCUGCUGUCUAUGAUCCUACUACUCAGAAGGAGGAAGAUAUCCAGAAGAUGUUGGUCUGCAGUACCCAUCUUGGUACUCGUAACUUGGAUUAUCGUAUGAAGCGUUACGUGUUCAAGCGUAAUAAGGAUGGUAUCAAUAUCAUUAACUUGGGUAAGACUUGGGAGAAGCUUAUGGCUGCUGCCCGUGUUAUGGUUACCAUUGAGAACCCUAAAGAUAUUAUGGUUGUAUCACAGCGUCCUUAUGGUUCUCGUGCUGUUCUUAAGCUUGCUAACUUUAUUGGUGCUACUGCUGUUGCUGGACGUUGGACUCCUGGUUCCCUUACUAAUCAGAUAACUCCUAAGUUCACUGAGCCUCGUCUAUUGAUUGUUACUGAUCCUCGUACCGAUUCUCAAGCUAUCAAGGAGGCUGCCUAUGCUAACAUACCUGUUAUUGCUUUAUGUGAUACCGAUUCCCCUCUUGAUUUCGUAGAUAUUGCCAUACCAUGCAAUAAUAAGGGUAAAGAGAGUAUUGCUCUUCUUUAUUAUCUACUUGCUCGUGAGGUAUUGAUGCUACGUGGUAAGAUCCCUCGUGGUGUUGAAUGGGAAGUUAUGGUUGAUUCCUUCUUCUGGAGAGAUCCUGAAGAGAUCGAACGUCAAGAGCGUAUGGCUGCUGAGGCUGCUGCCUAUGAGGCUUCUAAGAACACUAUGGUCGAGGCUACUGGUAUGGCUGCUGCUACUGCUACUACUGGUGUUGAGGGUACUGCUGCUAAUGCUGCUUACUUCGAGGAGGGUGAGGAAUGGACUGGAGCUACUGGUGGUGAUUGGGCUGCUGCCAGUGCUGAUCAAUGGUAGACGUCUGGUAACAACAACAUCAACAAGGAGUUAUAACAUCAAUGAUUAGCAGUUGUUAUUGUUGAUGAUGUAAUGAGGACUACUACGGCUUGUGA
Messenger RNA from Perkinsus marinus ATCC 50983, 991 nucleotides. Its product is annotated as 40S ribosomal protein S0-B, putative. Gene Ontology annotation, cellular component: ribosome; 90S preribosome; cytosolic small ribosomal subunit. The coding region runs from base 48 to 896 and encodes 282 amino acids. Lineage: Eukaryota; Perkinsozoa; Perkinsida; Perkinsidae. The record is from RefSeq and is a predicted model, not a curated record. Gene Ontology annotation, biological process: ribosomal small subunit assembly; cytoplasmic translation. Gene Ontology annotation, molecular function: structural constituent of ribosome. The transcript has 3 exons.